Molecule: messenger RNA, 2979 nt
Organism: Phialemonium atrogriseum
Lineage: Eukaryota; Fungi; Ascomycota; Sordariomycetes; Cephalothecales; Cephalothecaceae
Product: P-loop containing nucleoside triphosphate hydrolase protein
Exons: 4
Coding region: 1-2979 (992 amino acids)
Molecular function (GO): 5'-3' DNA helicase activity
Source: RefSeq, a predicted model, not a curated record
AUGACGGGCAACAAGGCUUCGGCCGGCAAGAAGACCACGGCUAGCAAGAACUUUUCGAAGGACUGUGCAGUCAUAGUUGGCGAUGGAAGUAUCGUUGGUGGCAAGAGUCUUGGUGUGGAAACUUGCGUCAACGCGAAGAUCUGGACGUUCAAAAGCGUCGGUGUCGACCCCUGGAUGGGCUUCGAGUUGGAAUUCCCUCUCGGUCGAUCCAACGAGGAUGAUGGCUUUGGCAAGUGCCACGCGUUGGACAUAUCACACCCACCGCAUGGAGCAGCCAAGAUAACCGAGGCGUACAAGAUUGUUGUCAAAUUCCCGCGCGGCAAGUUCGAGUACUCUGUUCGCCCCGUCGAUGAUGACAUGCCUGAUUGCUUCCCUGCCGUCAAGAAGGACAUGGCGCUCCUUGAGGUCUGCCUCAAGGCCCACGCAAAGAUUCAAGGAUACGGCAUGCCGUUCGCCAACCCUGGCCACGAGAGCAAGGGAUGGAUCAACCGGAACGAACAGAUGGCCGGUGGCAUGACCUUGUUGGAGAUUCUGGAGCUGCAGAACUUCCGUUUUAUCGCUCCCUUGCCGGCCAACAUCCUGGAGAGGUCGUGGAGCGAGGACACGAUGCCGCCGCCGUUCACCUACCCGUAUGAAUUCCUGUCCGAGUGGGAUGCAAAGCGGUACAAGGAAAUGCUGCAGGAUAACAAAGGCCCGCAGUUUCCGGCGGCUUGGACCUUCGACGACGACAACGCUCACCUCAUCGCCAUGACACGUACCCAGGUCCAAGACGUCAUGUGGCUUGACGACGCUGCUGCAGGAAUCCGCGAUACGAAGUUCCGGGCCUACUUUGUUGAGAGCGAGCCAGGCAACACGAAAAUGUACUUCGUCAUCGUGCCUCUGACACCGGGCUUCAAGGGUCAGUACAAUUCUGAUUGGCGCCGUCUGGCGAAUAGUGAGGUGUCCAAGCUAAACCUUCACGAGAGGCCCGAAGACGCCCCUCGGGGUGAAUGGGAUGCCAAGAUAAUGGACUACCCCAAUAGCAUCAAGGCUCUCAAUACCCACCAUGUUGGUGAGCACGAUCUUGUUCUCCUCGUCCGUCGUCCUCUGCCAGUUCAGCAGAACCGCAGUUCCGACUUCGAGGUGAUCACGAUUAUCAGCGCAAGGUCGAGGCUGGAAGGCACUUGUCUCGAGGACAAGGCUGCCGGCAAAGUCGCGGCUCCGACAACCCGCGUCGCGCUGCGACCUCUUCCCAUGGUUAACCUCCUAAAGUCCGACGACAAGGAAGCUCUUUUAGAGGAGGCUCUUCCCAACGACUACAAUCGGUUCCGCAGGUACCUCAGCGAGAUGCCGCUAGGAGUUGGCGUCAUCACUGCUGGACCUGGUUUUGGGAAGACGACAGCGCUCGCCAUCGGUACGAUUGGCAUGGUGGCUAGUGUUAACAAGGUCUACGGUUCUGCACCGACCCACGUCGCAGUGAGCAACUUCGCCGUUCGUGUCGACAGCGUCUCUACGAGGGACACCGAUCGUUGCAACAAGGCCAGGCCAAUAGACGACUCUAGCCGUGCUCGCUACGUCAUGGUCGUCCGCGGCAACAAGAUUGAGGACGAGAUACACGCGUUUAAUCACUUGCUUGAGAAUCCUGGCGCCGGUGACAAUGCAGCUCCAAGUUCAGGUUGGAAGCCCGAGUCGCAGUGGAAGCUGCCCCUAUCGCUUGCGUCCUGGCUACUGAUGCUGCUGCAAUCCCCAGCUGCUGGUCGAAGUCUUCGUCUGGACGACAAUGCUGCUCUGCGUGCUCUCCGUGGCGAUAUCGACAAUAGGGCGGAUCUAGUGCAUCUCCGUGCCGUGGCUACCGGAGAAAUGACCUGGGAAGAGUACAAGAAGGUUAAUACCCUUACCUUGGAUACCAAGAAGGCUCUAUUCGCGAAUAUCCUCAAUGCUGCAGACAUAGUCUGCACAACCCCGUCCCUCUCGUGCAAGGGCAUUUUCGCCGAGUGGAAGAGCAACGUUGCCCGGGGCAUUGCCGUCGACGAGGCUGCAAACAUGACGCGCCGCGAUCUCUACUCGGUGUGGGGCAACACGCUUCUGCCGUGUUUGAUGGCUGGCGACGAUAAGCAGUUCUUCCCGACUGUCAUGACUGUCGAGGAGAAAGACGCCCAGGGCAAUUACCUAAACCGCUUUGCGCCGACCGCCCAGAUCUCGCCUCUAGGGUUCUUCAAGGCCGCUGGCUGGCCGAUCUACCGCCUGAGGACCCAGCGUCGCAUGGCCCGGGAUCUAUUCGCGAUCUGCCAUCGCGAGGUAUACAGUGACGCCCCCUUCACGUACGGCCCAGAAUGCGACAUCGUCAGGCAGCAUGCUGCUGGCGUGGAGCUGGAGAAGUAUCUCCAGGAGAAGUACCCAGGCUUGACCCCUGCGCCAGACGGCACGCUGCAAGAGGUCUUCUUCGACUGCCGAGGCACAACGUGCUAUCGAGACAAGGCCACUGGCUCAAAGAGGAACCCUGACCAGGUCGAGGCUGGGCUCAAUGUUGCGGCCGACUUUGUUAGGACGAAGGGCAUAAAUCCUGCUACAAUCCUUAUCCUCUUGCCGUAUAAGGCCAUGGUCAAGCUCCUCAACAAUAUGCUGAAGAAGCCCGAGUACUCGACGCUCUUGGGCAUGCGAGCGGCGUCGACCAUCGACUCGGUCCAGGGCCAAGAGGGGGACAUCGUCUUCGUCAUCCUUGGUACCACCGAGCGGGCUGGUCCGGGCGUUACAUCGAGCGAGAACCGUCUGAACGUGAUGCUCAGUCGGCAGAGGUGCGGGCUGGCCAUUUUCGGUGAUAUCAAUGUCACCGGGGCUGUGGACGGGAAGGGCAAGGCCACGACGGACAGGAUAAGGGUUACGGGUUCCAACGGGGAGACCUGCUUUGCGAGGGCCAAGAUGCUGCGAAGCAUCCUCGUGAACCUGUACCAGAGCGGCAGGGUUAUUACGGUUCCGGCAAAGCCUGCGAAGAAUGGCUAG